Rangifer tarandus platyrhynchus (Svalbard reindeer) is the source of this 312-nucleotide messenger RNA. The record is from the annotation of a GenBank genome assembly. Lineage: Eukaryota; Metazoa; Chordata; Mammalia; Artiodactyla; Cervidae.
AUGGCGGCUGCUCGGAGAGCUCUCCCGGAUCAGCUGGCCUUCUCCGAGGUACAGAGGGGUCAGGACGCGCGGCCAGGGCCGGGCGAGGCGGUGGCGCCCUCACUAGCCUCCGGCGAUUCCGGGCACCUCUCCCAGCAUCGUGUCCACUGCCCACAUUUACUGCAACUCUCAAUGGAGUCAAGUGGAGCUCUUGCUGUGAAGGCGCAGGGCUCUGAUGUGACCCCGUGCCACGCGUGGAGGACAGACAGCGCAGGGGAGGCUGACAGGGCCACGCCCAUUGCUCUAGCCCCGGUGGUGAGAAUGUUCCGCUAA